Molecule: messenger RNA, 530 nt
Organism: Fundulus heteroclitus (mummichog)
Lineage: Eukaryota; Metazoa; Chordata; Actinopteri; Cyprinodontiformes; Fundulidae
Product: wiskott-Aldrich syndrome protein family member 1-like
Exons: 3
Coding region: 144-479 (111 amino acids)
Source: RefSeq, a predicted model, not a curated record
ACUCAGUCAGCUGAGCCAGGCUGUUCUGCUGGCUCUACCUCUCCGCAGGUGUUCCCAGUUGACCGGUGGGCGGGGCACACACGCCGGGAUUGGUUCAGCAGCAUCUUGCCACGCUACAAGAACUGCGUGCGGACAGCAGGAGGAUGCCAGAAUGUUAUCAGUCGUUGGCUUCACCCGAGUGCUCUCGUCAGAUCCUCCUACGGGACUCCCUCUCGAGUAUACCUGUCGCCCCGAGCUCCUCUGGUUCCUCCGCUGUCCCAGAACGUUCGAUCAACGACGCUGCUCAGACCCCCGCUCCACCUACACCCUCCCCGGUCCCUGAAGCACCUGCCACCGUCGUACGUCACGCUGAGUCCUUACCGUCCCCUCCCGGUCCGGUCGCCGCGCCCGGUGUGAUUCACCGGGCCUCGUUCCCGUUGUUACCUCUUCGCCAUUUGGGCUGUCACACCAUUUGCCUCGCAAAUAAAUCGUUGAACUGAUCUCUGCUGCCGAGUGGUUCUCUGCAUGUGGGCCAAACAUUUAAAGCCAGU